Messenger RNA from Haliaeetus leucocephalus (bald eagle), 810 nucleotides. RefSeq names its product proteinase-activated receptor 3-like. Lineage: Eukaryota; Metazoa; Chordata; Aves; Accipitriformes; Accipitridae. The record is from RefSeq and is a predicted model, not a curated record. Bases 1 to 810 code for a protein of 269 amino acids. Gene Ontology annotation, cellular component: membrane. Gene Ontology annotation, molecular function: thrombin-activated receptor activity. Gene Ontology annotation, biological process: blood coagulation; phospholipase C-activating G protein-coupled receptor signaling pathway; positive regulation of Rho protein signal transduction. The transcript is spliced from 2 exons.
AUGUGCCCCAGUGCCUCUGUGGAAGCUUUUCUCAACAGCACCCUCACCACCUGUGUCCUCCCUGCCCUCUACUCUCUGGUUCUGCUCACGGCGCUGCUGGCCAACACUCUGGCCUGCUGGAUCCUGGUGACCAACUUCAGGAGAUGUUCCAGCACCCUCUUCCUCCUCAACCUGGCCAGUGCUGACCAGGACUUUGUCCUCCUGCUCCCCUUCAAGAUCUUCUACCACCUCUUGGGCAAUCACUGGUUCUUUGGGGACUACCUGUGCCACACCACGGUGGCCUUCUUCUAUGGGCACAUGUACAGCUCCUUCUUCUUCCUCACCUGCGUUGGCCUGGAACGCUACAUCUCUGUGGUCCACUCGUUCCUGUGGAAGGGCUCCAGUUGGACGUGGGGCAAAGCGGGCGUCUGUACAAAUCAUAUCUUGAGCCUGAACAUCACAACGUGCCACAAUGUCCUAGGAAAGGAUAAGCAAGUGUUCCUUAUCUACUGUUUCCUCUCCCUAGUGGGGCUGGGCUUUGGCUUGCCCUUCGUGCUCAUGACCAUCUCCUACAGCUGCAUCCUGGCAUGGCUGCUGGCCAAGGGGAGGUGCUAUGGGCAGGUGGUGCAUGUCCUGGCCCUGGUCCUCCUGGUCUUCAUCCUCUGCUUCACCCCCAGCAAUGUGCUGCUCUUCAUCCACUGCAUGCUGGAGGCCACAGGGUGCACCAACGUCACCUACAUCUGGUACGCCCUGGCCCUGGUGCUCAGUGCCUUCAACAACUGCUUCAAUCCCUUUGUUUACUUUUAUGUCUCCCAGAAUUUUCAGGGCUGA